AGUAAUUAGCGCGCGAAGUCUUCUAUUAAUGACAUAUUUUUGAUAUAUAAACAUCUUUAGUAGCAGAAAAUAGAGUGUUAAUAUGGAUGUAAUUAUUGAUCAAAAUUUACGAGAUAUACAAAGGCAGUAUUUAGAUUUCUUAGAUGACGAUGCAGACCAAGGUUUUUACCACUCAAAAGUGUGUGAUAUGAUUGAAAGAAAUGACUGCAGAUUAAUUGUUAAUUUAAAUGAUCUACGAUCAAAAAAUGAAGAAAGAGCCAAAAAUCUGCUCAAUGAAGCAUUCGAAGAACUAAUAGGAUUUCAAAAUGCACUUAAAGAGUUUGUGAGCUCCACAGAUACAACAUAUGCUAAGAGGUUUGAAGAGUUCUUUGUUGGGUUUGAAGGAAGCUUUGGUUCUAAGCAUGUUUCUCCCAGAACACUGUCAGCACGCAACCUUGGUAAUCUAGUGUGUUGUGAAGGAAUUGUCACAAAGUGUUCACUUGUAUCUCCAAAAGUUGUUAAAAGUGUCCAUUAUUGUCCGAGGACAAAAAAAAUGACUGAUAGAAGAUAUACUGAUCUUACUUCAUUAAGUGCUUUUCCUAGCUCAACAGUAUAUCCAACAAAAGAUGAUGACGGUAAUCCACUUGAGACUGAGUAUGGUUUAUCAAUUUAUAAAGAUCAUCAAAAUUUUACCAUUCAAGAAAUGCCUGAAAAGGCUCCUGCUGGACAGUUGCCUCGUUCUGUUGAUAUAGUUGUUGAUAACGAUCUUGUAGAUAAAUGCAAACCAGGUGAUAGAAUACAGGUGAUUGGAAUCUACAGGUGUUUACCAUCUAAGAGUCAUGGUUUUACACCAGGAACAUUUAGAACGAUUCUCAUUGCAAAUAAUAUUAAAGUGAUGAGUAAAGAAGUUGCACCAACUUUUUCACCAGAAGAUCUUACAAAUAUUAAAAAGUUUUCACGAAGCAAAGAGGAUGUAUUUGAACUUCUUGCUCAUUCUCUUGCUCCUUCCAUCCAUGGACAUACCUACAUUAAAAAAGCCAUCCUCUGCCUUCUACUAGGAGGUACAGAGAAGAAUUUAGACAAUGGAACUCGUUUAAGAGGUGAUAUCAACAUUAUGAUGAUUGGAGAUCCCUCAACUGCAAAGUCUCAACUGUUAAGGUAUGUUUUGCAUACUGCUCCAAGAGCUAUUGCUACAACCGGACGUGGCUCUUCUGGUGUUGGUCUUACAGCAGCUGUAACAACUGAUCAGGAAACAGGUGAUCGAAUUCUUGAGGCUGGUGCAAUGGUGUUAGCUGAUCGUGGUGUAGUCUGCAUUGAUGAGUUUGAUAAAAUGUCAGACAUGGAUAGGACUGCUAUUCAUGAAGUGAUGGAACAAGGACGUGUAACUAUUGCUAAAGCUGGAAUUCAUGCAAAGCUAAAUGCUCGUUGUAGUGUUUUAGCUGCAGCUAAUCCUGUUUAUGGUCGUUAUGAUCCAUAUAAAACACCAAUGGACAAUAUUGGAAUGCAAGAUUCACUUUUAUCAAGAUUUGAUUUGUUGUUUAUUGUUCUAGAUAAUAUGGAUCCAGAAAGUGAUCGGAAGAUCAGUGAACAUGUUUUACGAAUGCAUCGAUAUCGGAAUCCAGGAGAGCAAGAUGGAGAGCCUCUUCCAUUUGGCGAUAACUGUGAAACACUUUCAACAUUUGAUGCUGUUGAUGCGCAACAAGAUGAUGAGGAGGUCACACGUGUUUAUGCAAAAAAAGAUUCACAGCUCUAUGGAGAAGGAAGCAAAAAAGAAAAGUUUGUAUCAAUUCCAUUUAUGAAGAAAUAUAUACACGUUGCAAAAAAUAUUAAGCCUGUUUUGAGUAAACCAGCAAUUGACCUCAUAGUAAAUGCAUAUGCUGACCUAAGAGAUCAGGAUGAUGAAAAUGCAACAGGAAAAUGCAAGACAGCUCCAGUUACCGCUCGUACUUUAGAAACACUAAUCCGGUUAUCAACUGCUCAUGCAAAGGCUCGAAUGAGCAAAACUAUAGAAAGUGUGGAUGCAGAAUCUGCUAUUGAAAUGGUGGAGUUUGCAUACUUUCAUAAGGUUGAGCAACGUACAGGAAAAAAGAAGAAAAAUGAAGAGAAAAGAGGUUCAGAUAGUGAUUCUGAGUCUGAAGUUGAGCAUGAAAUUCAGCAAAAAAAACGAAAGAAAAAAAUAUCAGAUAAUGCAGAUAAAAUAACAAAGAAAAUGAAACUUGUGCCAGGCGAUGAAGGAUAUGAUCCAUUUGAUUUUGAUUUACAAGAAGUUGACAGCCAGGUUGAAGCACUUAGUUCCAAACAUGAUCGGGUAACAGAAGCUGGAACUGAAACAAUUGAUGCAGUUAAGACAAAGCCAAUAAUUACAGAAGCCAGAUUUCAAACAUUUCGUUCGUCUCUUCAGUCACUAUUUAGUUCUGAACAUGCGCAAACAUUGCCUCUUUCAAAAGUUGUUGAAAAACUUGCUAGAGAUUAUCCUGAUUCAAAAUAUAGCAAAUCAGAAAUCGACGCGGCUGUGGAGCGUAUGACGGAAGAUAAUCAUAUAAUGCUAUCGGAAGGACAUAUUUUUUUGGUUUAAACUUGUCUUUGUUAAUUUGGAACAAAAACAAUGUUAAUCAUUGUGUUGGAAUGCUUUCAUGAAUACGAAGGUUAACGUUCUAUUUUUCCAUUGUAAAAAAAAAAAUUGUAUAUUAUAUUUUACCGUGAAAAAUAGAUAUGUUUUAACACA
This is a messenger RNA of Hydra vulgaris (swiftwater hydra), 2704 nucleotides long. Its product is annotated as DNA replication licensing factor MCM3. Lineage: Eukaryota; Metazoa; Cnidaria; Hydrozoa; Anthoathecata; Hydridae. The record is from RefSeq and is a predicted model, not a curated record. Gene Ontology annotation, biological process: DNA strand elongation involved in DNA replication; mitotic DNA replication initiation; double-strand break repair via break-induced replication. Gene Ontology annotation, molecular function: ATP binding; single-stranded DNA helicase activity; ATP hydrolysis activity. Gene Ontology annotation, cellular component: nucleus; MCM complex.